Molecule: messenger RNA, 1569 nt
Organism: Rotaria sordida
Lineage: Eukaryota; Metazoa; Rotifera; Eurotatoria; Philodinida; Philodinidae
Source: the annotation of a GenBank genome assembly
AUGAAAAAACAUUUUGUAGCAGCUGUUUUACUAGGAUUUCUAUUUCAAUUUACUUAUUUUCGUUCAUCUACAGCGAAAUCAGUUCUUAUCAAUGAUCGAUAUCGAAAUGAACGAUCUCUCGAUUCUACAUUAGCUGGAUCAAUUCGAAUUGAUGAAGCCAUGGAACAUCUCAAUGAACUACAACGUAUUGCUACAGCCGCCAAUGGAACUCGUGCUGCUGGCACACCAGGCUUCAAUCAUACACUCGACUAUUUAACAAACUAUUUAUCUGCUAAUACUAAUUUUAAAAUUAUCAAAAGCUUUUUUCAUGCACGAGAUCAUACACUCAAACAUGAUCCUAUUCUUCAAUCAUCAAUUGACGAAAAUAUUACGAAUCAUACUUAUUCAGAAGAUCUUUCCCUGACUGAAUUCUUCAAAGUUCGAUAUUCAACAUCGGUUAACUUUUCGAAUUUUAUUCCAAUAACUGUCAUUCCAAAUGUUGGCUGCUCGGACACCGAUUGGAUUUCAGCAAAUCCACCGGCUUCAGGUCUUGUAGCUUUAGUUAAACGGGGCGGAUGUAGUUUUAUCGAACAAAGUAUGCUUGCUACGAAGUUUAAUGUAGCAGCUCUCCUCCUAUACAAUGAUGGAACAUCGGCCAAUCGCAUGUCACCAAUGAUUGUGAGAUUGGGACAAAACAAUACUAUACCAGCAUUCUCUCUUUCAUUCAGUCUCGGAGAAAGGCUUGUUAAUGCAGCUCAAAAUCCAUCGAACAAAGCCAGUGUUCGUAUCGUUAUUACGCUAAUGAACGAUAAACCGUUUCCAAUCGGAAAUAUUUGUGCUGAUACACCCACUGGUGAUCCUACUCAGACAAUUGUGAUUGGUAGUCAUAGUGAUAGUGUGCAUGCUGGACCUGGUAUUAAUGACAAUGGUAGUGGUAGUGCAGCUAAUCUUGCAUGGGCUGUAGCUGUGGCACGUCUCUUUCAAACAACGACUUAUACCAAAUAUAAGUAUCGUUUACGAUUUUGUUGGUGGGGUGCUGAAGAAAUUGGACUUCUUGGUUCAUAUUUUCAUGUUGCACAAGCCCAAAAUUCGACCGUUGUUGGUGAACGCCUCACUGACUAUGUGACAUAUCUCAAUUUUGACAUGCUUGGUUCACCUAAUUUCAUGUUCGGUAUUUAUGAUGGUCGAACAGCGGAAAAUGACACUACACCAUUGGCUAUUGUCGGUAGUUACAAAAUUUCAGAAGUAUUUCGUGAUUGGUUUAUUCGACAGAAUUUGCCUUGGGAUUUUGUUGAAUUAGGUUAUGGCAGUGAUUAUGCUCCAUUUUUAAUUCAAGGCAUACCCAUUGGCGGCCUUUAUUCCGGUUCCAGUGAAAUUAAAACACAAGAGCAGUGUGAUCGCUAUGAUCAAUUUCUUGGGCCAGACAAAUGCGGUAUGGUAAAUAUCGAUCAUGAUCCAUGUUAUCACAAGGCAUGUGAUUCAAUUCAGAAUAUCAAUGUAUUUGGUUAUGAGAAAAUGAUUCAAGCAGGUGCCUAUACGAUUGAAAGUCUUGCUCGGCAACCAGAUUUAAAAUCAUGGUUAUAUUCAUGA